AUGGAGCACCCAGUCUACGAAGACUCCAACUUGAAGUCGACCAAAGAGGGCCUGCAAGCUCUCACCGUGCCAGCUGAUGUCUCAGUUCAUCAUGGUGAAGUGGACUGGACUGUCGCCGAGGAGACAGCAGUCCGGAGAAAGUUCGAUAUGGUGGUGACACCGCUGUGUACUGUUCUGUACCUGUGCUGUGCUGUUGAUCGUUCUGCCAUCGGAAACGCCAAAAUUGAAGGGAUGGAAGAUGAUAUCGGCCUUGUGGGCUAUCAAUACAAUAUUGUCUUGACCAUCUUCUUCUGCAUGUAUCUUGCUGUCGAAAUUCCCAGCAACAUCACUCUAAAGCACGUCGGUCCAAAAUGGUAUCUUCCCGGCCUCGUAUUUGGCUUCGGCCUCGUCUCCCUUUGCACGGCCUUUGUGAAAUCGUACGCCGGACUAGCCGUCGCCCGAGCCUUCCUCGGCAUCUUCGAGGGCGGUGCCAUGCCAGCAGUCGCUUUCAUACUUAGCUGUUUCUACAAGAAGAAGGAGCUGUUCCUGCGUAUGAGCUUCUUCAUCGCGUCCAGCUCCCUGGCAAACUCUUUCGGAGGUCUCUUGGCCGCAGGCCUUUCAGAAAUUCCCCGAUGGGGCACGAACUCGGCGCCAAUCCAUACCUGGCGCAACAUUUUCUUCUUCGAGGGCUUGAUGACCAUGAUCAUCGCAGCCUCGGCCCCAUGGUUCUUGCCCCAGAGCCCGGCAACCGCGAAGUUCUUGACACCGCGACAACGCUACAUUGCUGCUGAGCGCAUGUACCGCGAAAUUGCAGUUCAUCCAAAGCAGCGCGUAAGCUGGCACCACGUGAAGUCCGCCAUUUUCAAUGUUCAUACACAGGUUUGCGCCUGGACAUUCUUCUGCUCGAACGCAGCAGUCCAGAGCUUUGGUGCCUUUGUGCCGAGCAUUUUACAAGCGUUCGGCUGGACUUCCACUGAAGCACAGCUCAAGUCGGUGCCACCAUACCUGGUUGCCUGUGUAUGCACGGUCGCUCUAGGCUGGGCCAGUGACCGAGUAGGACAAAGAGGAAUCUUCAUCGCUGGUGUCCUGCCUACCGCCAUCAUUGGCUUCGCUAUGCUGCGAUGGACGGAGAGCGCAGAAGCCAAAUAUGCUGCAGUGUUUUUGAACGCUAUCGGUUGCUUCGCAGCGAGUGCGGGUAUGCUGAGUUGGGGAAUCAACAAUGCCGGUAAUCCAGCAGCUGCAGCUGUAGCAGGAGGUUAUAUUGUGGCAAUCGGCACUAUUGGCGGUGUCGUUUCAACAUGGACCUACCUUCCCACCGGGAAGCCUGAGUACCACAAAGGUCACACGAUCUUCUUCGGGUUGAUGCUGUUCUGCUUUGCACUGUCCCUAUUUGGUAUCGCCCACUGUGUCUACGAGAACAAGAUGCGGGCGAGUGGAAAGCGAGAUCAUCGCCUUGACGGUAUCACGAGUGAUGAAGCCAAGCUGAAUAUGGGCCACAGGAACCCUGAGUUCCGAUAUAUGCUGGUUCAACCGGUCAUUGAUCAAAUCAACGACACCCUCGGCUCAUCAACUACAGUUGUGUUCGUCCCCAUCAACCUUGACGAUCUCGAGUCGGUGCGCGCUGCCGCCGCCGAGGUGUCCAAGCACUUGGGUGAGGAAGGCAAAAUUGACGUUCUGAUCAACAAUGCGGGUAUCAUGGGUGUGCCAUACGCAAAGACGAAGAUCGGCGUCGAAUCACAAUUUGCAACCAACCAUCUCGGGCACUUUCUGCUCACGCAAAACUUGCUGCCUCUUCUUCGUCGCGGCCGGGAUGUCCGCGUUGUGAAUCUGUCAUCCAACAGCUACCUUGUCUGUCCUUUUCGCCCGGACGACGUCAACUUCGACGACGGCAAAGCGUACGACCCGUUGUCCGGUUACGGGCAGUCGAAAACGGCCAACAUUCUCUUCACCAACGGUCUGGCAAAGCGCGGCAUCACUUCAUUUGCUCUGCAUCCGGGUCUAAUUCGCGGCACGCAUCUCAGUGUCGGGAUCGACCUGAGGAUCUUCGCCUCGAUCAAUGAGAUCACCAAGAAGAACACCGGCAAGGAGUUUGGGUCAUUCGAUCAGCCCAAGACUGUCGAGCAGGGGGUCGCGACAACCAUCGUCGCGGCCUUCGACCCGGCUCUCGCGAGCGCCAGCGGUGGGUAUUUAAAGGAUUGUCAAUUGAGCGAGGUAGAGGAGUACGCGAGGGACGAUGAUAUGGUUGAGAGGCUGUGGACUUUGAGUGAGAGCCUGGUGGGUGAGAAGUUUGUCAUAUGA
This is a messenger RNA of Exophiala viscosa, 2277 nucleotides long. RefSeq names its product major facilitator superfamily domain-containing protein. Bases 1 to 2277 code for a protein of 758 amino acids. Lineage: Eukaryota; Fungi; Ascomycota; Eurotiomycetes; Chaetothyriales; Herpotrichiellaceae. The transcript is spliced from 9 exons. Gene Ontology annotation, molecular function: transmembrane transporter activity. Gene Ontology annotation, cellular component: membrane. Gene Ontology annotation, biological process: transmembrane transport. The record is from RefSeq and is a predicted model, not a curated record.